AUGGUGACCGAUGCCCAUAAAUAUUGGAGUGAAUACCUACCACUUGCUCUUUGGACUUACAGAACAACCAGACAUGGAACAAGUGGAGUAACACCCUUCUCGUUGGUUUACGGGGUUGAAGCUGUACUGCCAGCAGAGAUUGAAGUACCCACCGCCAGGAUGUUGUUAGACGAAGCAAGGGAUCGUGAAGUUGAGUUGCAAGAAUUGGAAGAAAAAAGAGAAGUUGUGGGAAGCAAGAUGGAAGAAUACCAUCGGAGACUAGCAUUAGCUUAUGACAAGCAUGUUCGGCCCAGGGUGUUCCUAGAGGGUGAUCUGGUAUUAAAAUCAGUAGACGCAGUAAUGAGAAAGAUGUCUUUGCCAAAAUGGGCUCCCAAAUGGGAGGGUCCUUACAUUGUUUCUGAAGUACACCCAACGGACACUGUAUCUUGCUGGACCCAGAUCAUGGAACAACCACUGGCCCCAUCAAUUUCAAGUAUGUCAAGAAGUACUAUGCCUAAUUUCAGCUUUAGUAGCUUGAAUUUCAAUUCCAAAAGGCUUUUUUAUCAAGAGCCAAUGUUUAUGUUAUAUUAUUCUACAAGCAUCUUGCAAUGCAUGAAAAAAUUGCAUUAG
This is a messenger RNA of Arachis ipaensis, 609 nucleotides long. RefSeq lists its product as uncharacterized. Lineage: Eukaryota; Viridiplantae; Streptophyta; Magnoliopsida; Fabales; Fabaceae. Gene Ontology annotation, molecular function: nucleic acid binding. The record is from RefSeq and is a predicted model, not a curated record.